Schizosaccharomyces japonicus yFS275 is the source of this 739-nucleotide messenger RNA. Its product is annotated as Sm domain-containing protein. NCBI's taxonomy places the organism in Eukaryota, Fungi, Ascomycota, Schizosaccharomycetes, Schizosaccharomycetales, Schizosaccharomycetaceae. The transcript has 3 exons. Gene Ontology annotation, cellular component: NatC complex; protein-containing complex. The coding region runs from base 139 to 417 and encodes 92 amino acids. The record is from RefSeq and is a predicted model, not a curated record.
UUAAAAGUCACCACCAAAAGCAUAUCGCAACACAGCAUCCACGCACUAGCUUUUUGGUAAAGAGAGAGUAGUUGCAUUUUUGGCUAUACAAUAAAAAUUGCCAAUCCCUGCAGCUCUUUUCAUCCUCAGCGCAUAAGGAUGCUGAAAGAUAUAAGCCAAAAGUUACGCAGCAUGUACCAACCAACAGAUCUCAAUAUGCAGAAAGAGCCAAGACAAUUGCUUGAGAGUUGGUUGAAUAAAUCUGUUCGUAUUGAAGUCUCGGACGGUCGAGUCUUUUUCGGAGAUUUCAUGUGCACAGACCAUGAAGGUAGUGCUAUAUUGGCAAACACAACAGAAUGGAAUCAAGGUCGUAAUCGAAAUGUGUCAAUGGUCGUAAUUCCCGGGAAACAUAUUAAAAAGUUUUCUGUUCACGCUUAGAAUAAGGAAAGGAUCACAAAAAGAAAGAAAAAACUACAAUGAAAAAGAAACGUGACCAGCAAUAAUGAAACAACAACGAUUUAGAGAACAAUCUCUUAAGCAGCAAUACCGGAUAGUUGCUUACAAGUCGAGGAUAUCACGAAUGUGGGAAGAUGACUCUGAUGGCGCAGAGGGAGCGGGCGAAGAUGUCGAGGACGUGGGAUUGGGUGAUGCUUCAAAGGCCUUAAAUAAGUCCAUUGCAUGGGUAGAAGGUUGCGAAGUAGGCGUAGGUGUUGCGGUAGAAGAGGAAAAGUCAAUAUCCAAAAGGUUCUCAACAUUUUCA